GCUGUCGGUGCCAUGCUGCUGACCUGAUGACGGAAGGCUGCAGCCUGCGCACCACAAACACAACAGAGAGGGGGUUUCCACGUCGCACAGGCUGCUUUCUGCUGGUGUCUGCUGCAAAACAACUUGUCAUUAGUACCGGUGUCAUCUAACGGGGACCGGAGCAGCUAGCGAUUUGUGUCUCUGAUUAGGAAGGGCAGUGAUACCAUGUGGGAGUCACAUGCACGACAAGGAUGAGGCAUAAACAACAAGGGGGCCCCUUCAGGAAAGAGCCACUGCACACUGUCCAUCACAGUGAGGGGGUUUGCUGCUUGUAGAGGCCCUGCACAAGCAGCCACCCCCCCCAACACACACACACACACACACACACCCUCCUCUGCUGAACAUAUGCAAUGAACAGCACCACUGAGCCCCCUGCCAUUGUGGAUGGAGAUGUGGCAGUCAGCUAUGUGUUGGUGCCAUUUUUCUUCAUCACCAUUAUUGGGAUAGCUGCAGCUGUGGUCAUGUAUAUUCGUAAGAAAAGAAGGAUUGACAGACUCCGUCAUCAGCUGUUACCAGUUUACACAUAUGAUCCAUCAGAGGAGCUAAAUGAAGCUGAGCAAGAAAUGUUGUGGAAAGAGGAGGACACAAGGAUUGUACAAAGUUGGGCCAGAAGUUAUCAACAGCGACGCCCUCUUCUGACCAAAGAUGUCAAUGCAUGACGGCGGUUAACCAUGGCUUAGGACAUUACCAUUGUGGAGACAACGCAACCACAGAGAUCAGUCAUUUUCGAAGUCAUGCAGUCAGUCACUCUUUGUCCGUCUCGUUGGUUUUCCGUCCCUACCGUUUGCCGUUAUCCAUCAUGUUUUAUGUACAGACAGAUCGUUCAUUUCUGUGGUUCUGAUUCCAAAUCCCGUGUGCCUAAUAGACACAGUACCAUCAAUUAAUUUAUUUGAAAUUAUUUAUUCAAACCUUUGUUUUGUACUGUGGUAUUCAGUGAUAUAUGACUCAAAGGUAAGAAAGGUGGAGUCUUUCUAAAGAUAUAGGUCCCUGUGGGUUUACUCUUUUGUUUACGUGCAUGAUGUUGGAGUGGGAGGUGUGUGGCGAGCGGUUAUCUUCCUGUGGGUUGCAGUAGGCAUUCGCACUGACUGAAAUUUAGGGGCAGUGUUCACAGUGUGGUAAGGGUACGAAUGUUCUGCACUAGUUUAAAAUCAUCAGUCUUGCAGUGAGACGUUUGCAAUCAUUGCAUGGAUAGGUUGUUGUGAAGAGGUUGUUUGCCGUGCAUUAAAAAACAAAUAUGGCUUCUUUGGUAGAUGAUUUUAGUUUUCAAGUUGACAUGAAACACUGUAGUAGGUCUUUUAAAUUCAAAGUUCCAUAUUGAUAGUGAUAUAUUUGAGAGAUUUAUUAACUAGAUUAGAUAGGUUGGGUGAAUUUUCAGUUUCUUUUUGAGUCAAAGAUUUGGACGUGCCCUUUUUGUUUUGAAUUGCCUCCCCACGCCACACGAUCCGGAUCCUUUUGUGGUUUCGCCAAAUCCUAUGACUCCUAUCAAUGGCAUGGAAAGACAGAUAUGGGUUUAAUAACACCAACCCCCUCACAUCCACAAAAUGAGCUGUGACUCGUGCCCUGAAUAUGUCCUGUCUAACUGGCAUGACACCAACAUAAACGGACCUCCAGCUGAGGAUGAAUGCCAUGGGUCUGACUGUAUCAAGCACUCAGGAAACCUUGCUCUGUUUUUUUUUUCUUGACGAAUUGUAACCUUUAUUUGCCUUUGCAUUUGUGAAUGUAAUCCUAAUACAAUGAGGUAUUCUGUAAGGGGAACAUUUAUUGGUUAUGAUUAUGUCUUAAGGGUAAUGCCCAGACUUGAUCUCAUCUAGUAUCACACCUAGAUGUGUUUCAAAAAGGGGAAUUGGUUUUAUUAUAGGUUUCACUUGCGAUUUGUGGACCUAAAGACAUAUCACCGAACUCGGUUUAUUAUCUAUGCAUUAUCUGAAUGCUCUAUUUUAUGUUAAAAGACAAAAUUAUGAAGGAUAAUCACAAUUGUAUCUAUAUUUAUAUCCAACCAUACCACUGGUUUGCACUGGUAAAAACACAUGGAGCUCAGGAUCCACAUGAAAAGAAAAAAUAAACUACUGAUGUAAAUGUGAAUUUGGCAGCACUGUAAAAAAAAGAAUGUCCCUUCAGAUUGUUUUACCAGUGUGUUGCUUUGAUUGGGGCCGUUUAAUUGAACAUGAAUAAAGUGAUAUAACUCGU
Molecule: messenger RNA, 2226 nt
Organism: Anoplopoma fimbria (sablefish)
Lineage: Eukaryota; Metazoa; Chordata; Actinopteri; Perciformes; Anoplopomatidae
Gene: smim29
Product: small integral membrane protein 29
Exons: 6
Coding region: 390-698 (102 amino acids)
Source: RefSeq, a predicted model, not a curated record